AACAAAUUAUAUUUAAAAAUAAAUUCAAAAAAAAAAUAAAUUCUGCGAGAGUUUCGAAAACACAAAAUUUAAAAUAAAUCAGCUAACAAUUUAAUCGUAAUACAAACAAGCAGCAAUAAAUAAAUAAAUUAACAAAAGCAAACAAAUAAGUCGAUAAUUAACAAACAAAGUAGAUAUCUUUCUUGCUAUAUUUUUACUAAGCUAGCUUUAAAUUACUUUCUUACUUAAUAAAACCUAACUAACAAAGAACAAACAAGUGAAAGAAAAAAUAAUCUUUUAUUCAUAAUAUUACCUACUUACUGUAGCUAAAACAUUUAUUCAAAUUACAAAUUAUUAAAGAAAUAAAUAAAUAACUUUAUCAAGUCUGAAUUUUGUAAAAAGGAAUUUAAACCAAUCAACAUUAUUAAGCAAAAAAAAACAAAUAAACAAGCAAAACAAAUAUAUACAAAAGAUAUUAUAUCUAUAUAUAUUUUUAUAUACAUUUAGAUACAUAGAAUUGAUCCAAAUUAUCUUAUGAAUCUUAGGAACAAGAGAAAGGUUUCUUCAAGUACUAGCGAAGAAAAAGACUAACACUUUAGUUCUAGCCUGAUUUAAACUAAUGAAAAUAUAAAUUCGAAUGCAACAACUUCGGUCAAUAUCGAUUCUACUGCAGCAUACAAUAUUUCUUAGGAAAAAGAAGGUUCUCCUAAAAAGAAUGGAUUGGCAGCUAACUCCAGCAGCACUUUCGUCUCCACAACUGACUAAAUCCUAAUAAAUGGAAACAACGUAUCAAAGAAAAUCAAGACAAAUAGCGGUGCUGCAUUUCAAACUUAAGUUUCUGCGAAUGCUCCUUGCUUAAAAUCAGCAGAACAAAUUAUUUAGCAUUAGUAGAAUGUUAAUAAUGAUUGUGAUAUUGACUGCGAUGGAUUUCGCGAAAUAUUUCCUGAAGACCUACACACAUAGUUGUAGGAAGCAAUUUAUAAAGAAUAAACCAUCGUUUUGAGAGAAGCAGCUGGCCCUAAAGGUUUUAAUGUGAACCCCAAAAACUUAUUUAGCUUUGAAAGUGUGAUUAAAAAUCAUAGCGAUAUGUAAAUUGACUGUAGAGUUUAAAAUCCUACAGUUUAUGGCUUUAAUGUUUUAAAUCCCAAAAACCAAUAGCAUGUCUACAAUACCACCAUUUAGGAAUACGGAGAGUAUGCUGCAUUGCUUUAAGAAGACAGGUACGAAGAAAUUAAGAAAAAACCAUAUUACAAAGAAUACUUUAGCAAACUAUCUAACGGAGUAAUGUUUGCUGUAAACAUUGACAUGGAUGAUUUUAAUUGGUAAACCGAAAACAUGCGUCUGAGAUCAGGGCUUCCCCAUUACCUCCUAAAUAAAGGCAAACAUGAUAUCCUUAGCUACCAUAGGUAAAACGUUAUGGGAUGCACUCAACCUUAAAUGUACCUAAAAGUCGCUGGAGUGUGGACUGGAGGACACCAAGAGAACAUCUCUGUCAGAGCUAUAAAUAUCAACCACGGAGAUGGUGACAGUGAUUGGUAUUGCGUCGAUUUUGACUAAGUAGAAAAGUAUAGAAAUUAUGUGAAAAGAAAAUAUUAAGUUGAUAUACAUGGCGAUGAAGGUCUAUGGUUCGGAAAGUAUAAUGACCCAGAUGUUAUCAAAGCAGGGAUCAGGAUAAAAAAAGUUAUUUAAAGAAAAAAUGAUAUUGUCAUUUUAGCUCCUGGAGUUUUGCAUUGGGUACGCUGCAGAGGUAGAAGUGUGUAAACUGCAUGGAAUUUUGCUUACAGAAGGAUUGAAGACAUAAUUGCUAUGAAUGAAAGAUUUUUGUAUAAUUAAAAAAUCAACUUUGAAACAAUAAUAUUGAAUAAAUCUCUUUUUAUGGAUUUACUUAAUUUUGAGUACCACAAUUUACCUUUGGAAGUAGCACAGAAAUUGCAUAGUAUUGUCGCUGAUUACUAUUAGAAAGAAUACUAAUUUGAACAAAAUUUGACUCACUAUCCAUUUAAAUGUAAGAACUAAGUGAUUUUUUAUGACUAAAUGCCUGCUUAGCUUAAACACAUCCAAAUUUAUUACUGCAGCUAAAUAGGCUGUGGAAAAGAAAUAUUUUGCUAUUUCGGUAUCCUCCGCUCUGAAUUCUAAUAUCAAGAACCUAACAAUAGCCUAUUCCUUUCUUAAGAUUUUUGUGGAAAGUAUUUCUGUCCUCUUUGCAUUUAGGAAAUGAAAAAAAUUGAUGAUUCUAUAAUACUUUUUAGAAAAUUUGAUCUAAAUUCGUUGAAGACUUUGUUGAACAGAGUUUAUAAUUAUAUUUAGGAAGAAGGAAAGUAAUAGUCUCUCUACCCUAUUUCCGAUUUAACCAACAUUAGUCACUUCUGUGGUUAAAUCGCUAACAUAAAUGACUUUGUUUUUAACAAAGACGUAAGGAGAUUAGAGCAAGUUUACAUUCCUGAUGUCUUCGCCUCAUAGGGAGUCGAAGAAAUGUAGAAAUUUCAACUAGAUUUGUAAUCAGGAAGACUUAUCGAUUUUAUUGAGAAACCUAUUAUGAAAUUUAUUGCACCUAACUAGCAGUAGAGAUGUCAAGAUAUUAUGCAUGAUGGUGAGGAUGAUUAGGAGAAAGAUAGUCAAUAAGUUAAGAUAGAAGAUGCUGGUAAAAAAGAAGAUGAUAGUUUGGUUUCUAAUAGUCAAUAAGUUAAAUCAGCUAAUAAGAAUAAAGUUCAGUAGUAGCAACAAUAAUAAAUUGCUACUCAAUUAACAAACUAAGAAUUAAAAGAAAAUUUGAAAAAUGGAUAGAUAUAGCAGAAGUAGUUAUCUUUGAAUUUUGAAUCAGUAGAAAAUAACGAUUUAAGCCAAAACAAAAAUACAAAUGUAAAUAGUUAAUAUUAAUAAAGUGAAUUACCAAAUAAACCAAAUAAACAACAACUUUCAUCAUUAUAAAAUAAAUAGUUUUAAAAUGAAUUUUAAAUUUAAAAUCAACUUUGCAACAACUAUUCAAAAUGCAACUUAGAAAAUGAUUAUUAAACUGAUUCAAAAAAUAACUUUUCUUCUAUAUCUUCUAUUUAAUAGCAACAUGACGAUGAAAAAUAUGCAAUAUAGUUGCAAUAAGAAUUGGACUACAUGGGUUCUAAGACUCGCAAAUAAAAAAACAAUUCUCAGCUCCUCAUUUCUCAUGAUUAUGAAAUAUCUUCACUCACUCAAUCUUCGAGAGUUCUAAGAGGAGGGAGAUCUCUUUGUUCUAAACCUCCCUCACAAAACUAAAGAAAAAAAGCUCAGUAAAACAAAAUCACAAGCUUGAAAUCUAUAUCUGAGUCUAAUGACAGCUCAAAAUAAAGCUCCAAACAGAACCCAAAUGAGGCUUAAUCACCCACUUCAUCAUCUACUACAAUUGGUGUUUCAACAAAUUUAGCUAGUCCCUCACUUUAAGCUCAAUAAAAUAUCAAGACUAAAAUAGAACAAACUAAUGUAUUACCUUCAGAUUCUUAAAUGGUGAUAGAAGAAUAACCCUCAACACCAUAACAAUAAAUAGAUGAUGAAAGUAGCUUUUAAUUUUCUUAAAAAAUUAAUUAUAAAAUAGUAAGCAGGAGUAACAGCAAUUCGUGCAAAAAAAGCUAAUUGAACACACAGACUACUAGCUAGUAAAAUAAAACUAUUGAUGAAAACAAAAAAAUUAAAAUCAAAGGCUAUAUUUCAGAUGACGAUGAUGCUAAUGACCAAGAAGAAAUAGAAAAACAAAGAAUAAGAAAAGAGCGCGAAUAGCAAAGAGUAAAAAUGUUGGAAUAGUUGGAAAAAAGUUAAAAAGAGAAAGAAUCUGAGACUAAAUAAAUCACUAAAGAAACUAAAUAAUAAAAAACUCCUUCAAGUGACUAUGAAGAUAAUCCAAAUAUUUAUAAAAGAAGAUUAAACUUAAAAUAAAUUACUAAUAGCUCAAACUGA
Molecule: messenger RNA, 3903 nt
Organism: Tetrahymena thermophila SB210
Lineage: Eukaryota; Ciliophora; Oligohymenophorea; Hymenostomatida; Tetrahymenidae
Product: JmjC domain protein
Exons: 6
Biological process (GO): regulation of gene expression
Molecular function (GO): RNA polymerase II cis-regulatory region sequence-specific DNA binding; chromatin DNA binding
Source: RefSeq, a predicted model, not a curated record